CUCCGUAUCAGACAUCCACGGAGGUAGACCGAAGUGUUCCAUUUGGUGUACCAAUUCGCAACUAGGAUUUUUUCAGAAAUGGCCCUAGAGACACCGUCCUGGCUGGAUCCCUUCUUCACCGAGAGGAUACUGCGUCUGGCGGAGGACGACAAUACCUUGAAGGUGAUCGAUAUAUUUGUGAAACCGGCGACCGCCAAGGGUGACAACUACACCAGCGACAUGAUGAGGGUGGUCGUCGAGUUCACGCGGACGGUGGGCGACAAAAAGGUCAAUGACAAGAAACCGCUAAUCUUCAAGUUCGAGCCGAUCGCCGAGGGGCGGCGCAGAGAUUUGAUCGAGAAGACACAAAUAUUCGACACGGAGAUCGCCAUGAUGUCGGACGCACUUAAGAAGAUGACUAACUUGAUAGGAACACGACUCGGCGCCCAAGUCUACCACAUACGGAUGGAACGACCACUGUGUUUAAUAAUGGAGGACCUGGCGCCUCUUGGAUUUCGCAUGGCUGAUCGUCAAAUCGGUCUUGACCUACCACAUUGUCGGCUGGUCAUGCAGGGACUGGCCAGAUUUCACGCAGCCUCGGUAGCUCUGUGCGAAAAGGAACCGAAACACAAAGCAAUAUACAGGAGGGGCAUAUUUAACGAUGACGAACCAUCAGAUUUAAUUGUCUUCUUUAAGAACGGGUGCAUAACGUUGGCAAAUGAGGUUCAAUCGUGGUCAGAACUUGGUAAAAAAUACGCGGAUAAAAUCAGGGGGCUUGCCGACAAAUUACACCCCAUGUGCGUAAAGUUGUUGAAGCGAAGGGAUGAUGAAUUCAACGUGAUCAAUCACGGUGAUUGUUGGGUGAACAACAUGAUGUUCCGAUACGAUGAAAACUCGAAACCUAUUGAGCACGUUUUCGUGGACUUUCAACUCUGCGUCUACAAUUCGCCUGUGCUCGACCUGAUAUACUUCAUCACGACCAGUAUGUUCUCGAUCGAAGACGAUAUCGAUAUGGAACGUUUGCUACUCGAGUACGUGGAAUUGUUGACGCACCACAUGGCACAGUUAAACUGUAAGACAGCACCUCCAACAUUGGACGAGAUCAAACAGUGCAAGAAGAAUCGCGAGUUUCUCGGUCUGAUAUACGCGAUGACAGCGUUACCGAUCAUGUUGGUGGACAAGAGCGAGGCGAAGGAUAUCGACGAGAUGAUUCCAAAGGACGGUGAAGCCGCGAAUCAUACCUACAAAAAUUCCCUGUACAAACAGGUAAUGAUCAAGAGAUUACCAAAGUACGACGAGAUGGGCUUGUUAGAUAUUUAGACACACUGCGUGUGUCCGACGAUCUACGGUAAAUCAUC
Messenger RNA from Dufourea novaeangliae, 1337 nucleotides. RefSeq lists its product as uncharacterized. The transcript has 6 exons. The record is from RefSeq and is a predicted model, not a curated record. NCBI's taxonomy places the organism in Eukaryota, Metazoa, Arthropoda, Insecta, Hymenoptera, Halictidae. Bases 79 to 1299 code for a protein of 406 amino acids.